This is a messenger RNA of Eriocheir sinensis (Chinese mitten crab), 1358 nucleotides long. RefSeq names its product ATP synthase subunit delta, mitochondrial-like (gene ATPsyndelta). NCBI's taxonomy places the organism in Eukaryota, Metazoa, Arthropoda, Malacostraca, Decapoda, Varunidae. The record is from RefSeq and is a predicted model, not a curated record. Gene Ontology annotation, molecular function: proton-transporting ATP synthase activity, rotational mechanism. The transcript has 4 exons. Bases 142 to 618 code for a protein of 158 amino acids. Gene Ontology annotation, biological process: proton motive force-driven ATP synthesis.
CCUAUCUACUGAAUUUUCUCGCAAUAAUCUACUGAAAUCUGCACCAUCUGGCAACACCGUGCUGCCCCCUGGACCUGCCGAGAGGAACUGAGGACGUCGCCGAGGCUCAUCUUUCUGCCUUCUGUCUCUCCAUAACACAGGAUGUUUGCCCGCACAGCACAUACUUUAGCGCGCCAUGUGGCCCGUGCCGGCACCAGGGCAUACUCUGAUGCACCCAUGGCCUUCACCUUUGCCUCCCAGAGCCAGGUCUAUUACAACAAUAUCAAUGUGAGGCAAGUGGAUGUCCCUUCCUUCUCUGGGAGCUUCGGCAUCCUUCCCCAACAUGUUCCAUCCCUUGCUGUCCUCAAGCCAGGAGUUUUGACUGUGUUUGAAGAUGCUGGCACCAGCAAGAAAUACUUUGUUAGCUCAGGCAUUGUCACCAUCAAUGAAGAUUCCUCAGUCCAAAUCCUGGCAGAAGAGGCAGCAGCGCUGGAGGACCUUGACCUAGCUGCAGCGCGAGACGUUCUUUCCAAAGCUCAGUCAGCAGCAUCCACGGCGGCCACAGAAGAGGCCAAGGCAGAGGCACUCAUUUCAGUCGAGGUGGCAGAGGAGCUGGUCAAGGCUGUUGAGUCUGGUUAGCAGUUCAGCAAUCCUCUUACACAAGAUAAAUUAAUAAGGAGGCAGAAGAGAUAAAGUAAUUAUUGUACUACAGUGCCACCACCUGCCCUUGCACUUCUUAGCAGUGGUUUGGUAUGUUUGUCAUUAGUUUUUGUCCUUUUAAAAAUUUACUCAAUUUAAUUCAUUCCAAUGUUGCCAGGAAAACUUGUGAGAACUUUCAGUUGUCCCAAAACAAGGAAGCAUAAGAAUACUAACUGUAUAAACUCUGAAGUACAUGAAAGUGAAGGAAGGAUCAAGAACCUUUAGCACUGCUUCUGUUCUUGUUUACAUUUAUCACCUGUAGUGCUUUCUUCUAAUAGUUAUGCUGUAAAGUAACUCAGUCAUUCAUGUUUUAUCUUCUCCAAACCUAAAGAAAAUCUUGGAUGUUUAGCUAUGUCAUAAAGAUAAACAUAAAAAUGUUUAUAUAGCAUACUGAUGGAGGAAAAUUUUUUAUAAUUAUGCUGCUGAGUGAGAACAGAAAAGCAAAACCCAGUGACCCAACAAUUAUUUCCUAAUGUUUUGAGGUGUGGGCCUGUGGUGGCAGCACCUGCUCUUCAUGUACAAGUUGUACACAGUGGCCAUGCCCUCAUUCCACUCAUAAACAACCUAUACUUCUGGGGCAAAACUAAAGGAAGGGCACUUCUGUUCCAUCAGCCACCCCACCUGUGUGUAUGGCAAUGUAUUGUGCAUGUAAAGCCUGUAAAUAAAAUAGUAAGGUUUGA